This is a messenger RNA of Myxocyprinus asiaticus (Chinese sucker), 2558 nucleotides long. Its product is annotated as diacylglycerol O-acyltransferase 1-like. The coding region runs from base 64 to 1590 and encodes 508 amino acids. The record is from RefSeq and is a predicted model, not a curated record. Lineage: Eukaryota; Metazoa; Chordata; Actinopteri; Cypriniformes; Catostomidae. Gene Ontology annotation, biological process: triglyceride biosynthetic process. The transcript is spliced from 17 exons. Gene Ontology annotation, molecular function: diacylglycerol O-acyltransferase activity. Gene Ontology annotation, cellular component: endoplasmic reticulum membrane.
CGAUUCGAUUCAACGCGCUAAUGUCAAAGAUCGGUGAAAGAUCAUGAGAGAAACAGUGUGUCGAUGUGCUUCACAUUAACCGUGACAAUGGGCAACAGAAGCGAGAGAGGCGCGGUAAAGCACAGAAGGAGAAUCACGAUCUCUGGAGAGUCGGCGGGAGCUCGAGCGAAGCGCAGCGGCGCAGCAGAGACGCUCAGCGGGCAGGUGAACGAGAGAGAGCGGAGACAGGAGACAUCAGCCACAGCGAACAAACAGAAGAAUGACAAUGAUACUGUCGAGAAAAGACUCAGCUGUCACAAGCUUCAGGAGUCAUUGCUCAGCUCUGAUAGCGGCUACCGUAAUUACAGAGGAAUUCUCAACUGGUGUGUGGUCAUGCUGGUUUUAACCAAUGCACGCCUUUUCCUGGAGAACCUUAUUAAAUAUGGCAUACUGGUGGACCCCAUCCAGGUGGUGUCUCUCUUCUUGAAUGACCCCUACAGCUGGCCUGCCCUUUGCCUGAUCAUCAUUUCAAACAUGUUUAUAAUGGCAGCUCUGUACACUGAGAGAAGACUAGCUGUGGGCUCUAUCUCUGAGGGUACCGGAGCAUUCCUUUAUUUUGUCAAUCUUGCAGCACUUUUGUGUUUCCCAGCUGCCACAGUUCUCAUCUUGACCUCUAUGACCCCAGUGGGCGGUGCUGUGGCAUUGGGGGUCUACACAGUUCUCUUCCUAAAACUCUACUCAUACAGAGACGUCAACAAAUGGUGCAGAGAGAUAAGACAGGCCAAAGCCCACACCCUGUCCCACUCACACUCCUGUCCGUCUGUGCACAGAGCGAAUUGCACAAUCGCAGACACACAUGUGACGUAUCCGGGUAACCUUACACACAGAGACAUGUAUUAUUUUAUUUUUGCUCCGACUCUGUGUUAUGAGCUCAACUUCCCACGAUCUCCACGGAUAAGAAAAAGUUUCUUACUGCGGCGAUUGUUCGAGAUGCUGUUUUUAAUACAGUUAAUGGUUGGAUUGAUACAGCAGUGGAUGGUGCCUACAAUUCAAAACUCAAUGAAACCCUUUCAGGACAUGGAUUUCUCUAGAAUGGUUGAACGACUGCUGAAACUCGCUGUGCCCAAUCAUUUAAUCUGGCUCAUCUUUUUCUAUUGGUAUUUCCACUCCUCUAUGAACCUCAUAGCUGAGCUCAUGCAGUUCGGAGACCGCGAGUUUUACCGAGACUGGUGGAACUCUGAAACAGUCCCAUAUUUUUGGUCGAACUGGAAUAUUCCUGUACACAAAUGGUGUCUACGACAUUUUUAUAAGCCUAUGAUGGUGAAAGGCGUUAAUAAGUUACUGGCUCAGACCGCUGUGUUUUUCCUGUCUGCAUUUUUCCACGAGUAUUUGGUGAGCAUUCCCCUUAAGAUGUUUCGGCUUUGGGCGUUCUUGGGCAUGAUGUCACAGAUCCCACUCGCCUACUUUGUGGGUCGAUUCUUGAGAGGAAACUAUGGCAACGCUGCCGUGUGGAUGUCGCUGAUCAUUGGCCAGCCGGUUGCCGUGCUCAUGUACGUCCACGACUAUUACGUACUGAAUUCUGGGGGCGUGAUGCAAGACGACGUAUCAUGACGCGACAACAGAGUUGCCAAUUUUCUGCAAUAACCGAGAUGUUGAAUGUAAAGCAAUGCAUAUAUUUUUACAGGGGAAAUUAAACGUUUUUAGGCCCAAAUGAUUAGUUCAACACAAUAAAAGACCAAUUUUCUGCAAAGGCACUUGUACUGAGCAGAGUGAGUAGGCUUGUUUUAUCAUAUGCAAUCGUAAUUGAAACACUGCCGAGCCAAAGCAACACGAGAUCGCAGCGCCUUCUCACUUCUGUUUUAUACUUGAAACUUUUAUACCAAGAUGAUCAAUGCAAAAAGUGCCACAAAAGUGAUGCCAUUUUUUUUUCUUAAUCUGCAGAAUAAAUCGAAUGCGUUUAAUGAUUUGUGAUCGAAUCAUGUUUUUUGCACUUUAUUUGAAAAUGCAUGAAGUUUGUCAGUGUUUUAAAGAAUGCAAGAUUAUUUUAAACUUAAAUCAGUUUAAAUUUCAGUAGUGUAACUGCUUUUAUGUUGAUUUGAAACUAUUACAAUAAUACAAUUAUAUGUAUAAUAUGUUAAUCUGUGAAGCUGUUUAAACAACAUUUUCAUUUUGUGCCAUUCUAUUUGAUUGCAAUAUUAUUUAAAUAGAAUUUAAAUAUAUUUAAAGUGUACCCUUUUCCUUUUUUCGUUUGCUUUGUAUUUUAGCUGGCAUAAAUCUCUCAAAAGUUUGAUUAAAUCUCUAGCGACAAACAUUUUUUCUCAUCCAUAAGGUUUUAUGCGUAACUAGAUAUACACAUGCACUAGAUAUACACAUUACAUACUGUUGUAUGAAUGUAUCCAAAUUCUGUUGCAAUCACUGAGAUCAUAAUAUUUUUGCAAUAAGUCGUGGUAAAAUAAUUUUCAGAGCUUUGGAGAGAUCAGUUUACAGUACCUCCAGUUAAAGCCGAAGUUGUUUAACAGAAGAGACAGUGAUUCUGUAUGGCAGCUCACGUUCCAGUUUAAUAAAUCUUUUGAAACUUA